AGAACGGCGGCCUUUAUUUAAGCAUUUAAAAACCUAAAUACUUAAGUGUUUCAAAUAAAAAUAAAAUGAAAUAAAAAAUAUAUUAAAAUUAAAAUAAUAAAGAAAAAUGUUUAUGUUUCUUUUUAAAAAAGCAAGCUCGGAAAACCACGACAUUAUUGGCGCAGUCGAUAAACACACGGUAAAGUGUAUUUAAUGUUCGAUUAAGAAAAAAAAAAAAAAACACACGGAAAGUGUAGGUAUUUGAAUAUUCGAUUAAGAAAUGAACACGAAAAAGUGUACGUUAAUCUUCGAUUAAGAAAAAACGCACGAAAAAGUUGUUACGGUAAAAUUUACCGCAACAAAAACCAGCUUUCGCUGCUUUCCUUUCCCCGUUCUCUUUUCGUUGCGGCUGCAAAAUACUGGCGAAGUUGAGGGCAACCUUGGUUCCAUCAGCCAUUGGUGUACCCAGCCAGCGUUUUGCAAAAGCGACAAAAACAGGUGUUCGUGUUUAAAGUUCGAGUUGGACAGAUGGUCCUAUAAAUGUCUCUUUGAAAAUGCCAGCGGAUGAGCUGAAGAAGUAAGGAGUCAAGAGGACUCUUACUUACAACACAACAUAAACAUUAACAUCAAUGUGAACAUCAACAUAAACAUUAACAUCAAAUAGUAAUUUAAUCUUAACGUAAAUUCUUUUAACGUAAAGUAACAUAAUUGAAAAUCUUGUAUAUGUAUGUAAGCAAAAUGGGUCUUUAACGCGCUUAAAUUUUUAGUUUAGUUCAAAGAAAAGACUUAUCGGAAUAAUGGGUUUGAGUUUGGGAAAUGCCUUCCUCCUUUCUUCUCGAAAAGUUUGAUUUUAGAUUUUUGUUCGCUCUUCGAAUCACACGCGAAUGUUUUAUGGUUAACUGGGAGAAUGCUCAGCGAAAGCUUUUUCUCGGUUUUAAUUCUUUUUAUUUUCCUCGUAGAAAGUAGUUGGGUUUGGGUCUGAACUCGGCCAUUUAGUUUCGGCAAGUUUUGGAAGACCUCCAACAACUUGCUGAAUCCGUGUUUGUGUGUGUGAGAGUAAAGUUUCGUUGAGACUCAACAACGGUGGCUUUCCUUAAGAGAAGCAGAGAAGCUUCCAGGAAGCCGGGAAUCCGUGACCGACGAUCACGAAAAUGAUUGACUGGAUGUAUGUAUGUGUGAGAGAAUGGAAUGGUCGAGGGAGGAAUGUAAUGAUGGGGAUUUAGCUUGGAAGUUUACUUUUUGGUGAGCUUACCAAGCGACAAGUUGAGAAAUUUUUCGAGGAAAAGAAAAAGAGGAAGAAAAAUUGAGGGAAAGUCUUGCGAUAAGAAUUGUAAUCGAGGAAACAAUUUUUGGAGAAAAUUUUAAGGUGUUUCGAGGAGCGAAGGAAAUUGGGAAAAUUUUCGAGGAAGUUUAGGAGGCGAGAGGAACAGGCAUAAAGAUAAGUAGAGUAAAAAAAAAAAAAUAAAAAAAAUUAAAUUGCGAAGAAGCAAUUUGAUUUUUUUUAAUUUAUACAUAUAUAAAGUGGUUUAAAUUCCGAUAGUUUUUUUUAUUCGUGCUAUAAUUUCGAGAUCUAUCCCAAUAAUUUGUGGGACGCGGUAUUUUUCUUAAAACGUUUGUUAACGGCCCAUUUGCGGUUUUAAUUUUAACUUUUCAUUUUAUUUUAACAUUAUUUUUUUGGCUAGCGGUUUACCGCAAGCCUCUUUAAACUGUUGUAAUCUUUACUUAUAUAUAUUUUAAAAAAUUUGGUUUUUAAUCCAGGGGUUUUUAAUCCCACGGUUUUUAUCAAAUUAAAAAUAAUUUAAAUUUAAACAAAUCUUGGUUCUUUUCAUUUUUCUUAUUGGUUCUCUUGAUUAAUUAGUUUUGGAAUUUUUGCUAAUUUUAUUGGUCAUAAAAAAAAUUCCUGGCGCCCAUUUUUUAUUACAAGUACCCCACUGUGCCUGUAAUAAAAUCUUUUUUUACUUAAUAAAUUGAUUGAAUCUACAAUCAAUCAAAUUUAUCAAAUCAUUAAAAUUCUUCUAUCACUGAACCCAGCCCAGCUGAACGUGUGUGGAACUGGUGGAAGGAUUUGUGUUUUUAUUUUGUGUGGUUUGGAUUUAGUAUCGUGAAUAAUUAAAGUUGAAUAACAAUUGUUCUAAAUAAGAAUUUGAAGCUUGAAGGUGUUUGGUGAAGGAGAAAUAGAAGGGAACGUACAUACAUACAUAUUAAAACAAAAACAUAACACAGAGUGGAGAAGUAGCUGGGUAACAGCAAGUAUAAUUUUUUUUUGUUUUAUAUCAAUUACAUUGCUUUUAUAUUAUUUCAAUUUUUAUUCUAUUUACCUACCUUAUUUUAUCAUUCAUUUAAAACCUAUCAUAACAUAUUUUUCAUACAUACAUAUUUACAUACAUUUAUUUCGCGUCAUUCAUAGUUUACCGGUUUUAAUUUUUUUUUGUUCUCUAAAUUGCAUUUGGUGGUUGAUUACAUUUUUUUUGUUAGUGCUUUGCUCUCCCACUCAUUUAGUCGUCAUCAUAGAUUUGUUUGAUAGUUGUUUUGAGUGCUUUUCGUUUUCACUCUUUAUUAAUAUAUUUGAGUGAAAAUAGUCAGGGGUGACCAACCUACGUACUGCGGGUGUAAUAUUUUUUUUUGAUUAAAGUGUAGACUUUUCAAUUAAAAUUUUUUUUUAAUUAAUUAAUUUUAAUUCAUUUAUUGUUCUUAAUAAAUAAAUUAUAUUGUAGGGUUGCCAACUAUAGUUAUUAUUGGUUUUUAACUUAUUUUAAAUUUUUUUGUUUUUUCGAGAUUUUAAGUUGUGGUUUGGACUCUGGUUAACAGAAUAUUCCAACCAAUUGUCAACAACAAUUUUUAAGUUGGCUUGAAAAAUUGCAGGGCUACCAUUUUUUUUUAAUUUUUUUUAGUUUUUUUAAAUUUUUUUUUAAAUUUUAAGAUUAAAGUGUAGAUUUUUUUAAUUAAAAUUCGUUUAAUUAAUUAAUUUUAAUUAAUUUAUUAAUCUUAAUAAAUAAAUUAUAUUGUAGGGUUGCCAACUAUCUGUUUUUUUUUGUUUUUUAAUUUUUUUUUAAUUUUUUUUUUGGUUUUAAAGAUUUAAAUUCGUGGUUGGAGUCUGGUUAACAGAAUAUUGAAACCAUUCGUUCACAAUAAUUUUUCUUGUUCAAGGAAGCGCAGAGUUACCAUUUUUUUUAUUUUUUUAAUUUUUUUAAAAAUUUUUUUAAACUUUUUUUAACUUUUUUAAAUACUUUUUUAAGAAAAUUCAAUAUGAAUAUAGGACGUUUAGCUCAAGAUGAACUGGCCUACGAGAUGAAGGUCAGAGGUUUGAAAGUAGGGACGGUCGAAGAGAUGCGUAAGGCAUUAAGGUCAUCGAGGUUGCUCAUUAAGAGGAACUCGAUGGAAAUGAGCCAGGUUUAUCCCUUCACUUACGAAGAGGAUCGCGAUGCUGUUAAGGCAAAAAUACAGGAGAUUAGGGACCUUCUUAAAGUACCUCCGAAGAAUCCAAAAUCUUCGGAGUACAUUAAGAUUGUAACGAAGAUUGAAUGGUGUAUAGGUAGGUUAGCUAGGACACCUUGUGAAGCCGAGGAGGAAGUUGAUGAGAUCAGCUCACUCCGAAAUGAAGUUUUGUGUUUGUUGGGAGAUCUCACUGGGGAUAGUGAGAAUAGUGAAAGGGAAGAAGAGUCACCGAAGAAGAAAACUCCAGCUAGGUUAGAAAACCAACUAAAGGUACCGACACCAGUUGGUCAGACUAAUGGUUCUAGUCCAAAGUCUGCAGUAGUUUCUAGUGUGGGACGAACAAAUUUAGGGCCUAUUUUAGCUGCAGUUGCUGAUCCAAGGGAUGGUGUCAGCAGUCCUCAAGUAAAAGAUGUGGUGGUUAGGGUUCCUGAAAAUAAUGCUAGGGUUGAAACUCGUUCGGAACGGAUUUUUGUUCAACAAAAAUGCCCAGAACGAAUAGGAAAAUGGGGGGUGAAAUUUACUGGUGACUCGGACGGAGCAUCAGUGAAUUCAUUCCUGGAGAGAGUGGAGGAACUUCGCUUGGCUAACGAUGUUCCAGAAUCCCACCUUUUCAAAUCCGCUUCGGAGCUUUUAACUGGUAGGGCGUUAAUGUGGUUUAGAACAGUUAGGGAAGAUAUUGAGAAUUGGUCAGAACUCGUCAAGGAACUCAAGGCGGAGUUCCUUCCUGCAAAUUACGAUGAUCUUUUACUCGAAGAGAUCAAUCGUCGUUCGCAGGGAAAGGAUGAAACUUUCGGCGCCUAUCUUUCUACGAUGAGGACAUUGUUUCGAAGAUUGUCGGAACCUUUGUCAGAGGGAAGAAUGCUCGCUAUUUUGAAGAAAAAUGUAGACCCCUUUUUCCAACUGCAGAUUGCUAGUUCCAAACCACGGACCGUGAAGGAACUUGCAAUAUUAGGUAGGGAGUUAGAUACCCUGAAAGUGAAUGUGGACACUUUCACCCCACCCUCUAGAAGCAGGAAUUUGUUAGAACCAGAGUGUGGUUAUCAGCCGAGUUCUUCUGCACAUCAUCGAGUGGCAGCUGUUGUCCCAGCUCCAACUCCUACUCCAACUUCUAAUAAUCCAUUUCGUCGGGCAGUUAUGUGUUUUAACUGUAACAGGGAAGGCCAUUUAGCUCAGAACUGUUCAGUUCAAAAACGUUGUUUUGGUUGUGGGGCAGUGGGGGUAAAUCGUAGGGAUUGUAGAAAAUGUUCGGGAAAUGGGAAUCGGGCUCUUGUGUUAGCUGGACAGGAGACCCGUCGGUCGGCGUUAAUCAAGUCGUCUGUUGGCAGCCAACAGAAUGAUGGGGUUCAUUUAAGUUUCACGUUAGCGGCAAAUGGUAGGGACAGUAGACCAUAUUUGGGGGUUAAUAUUUAUGGAAUCAAGUUUUUGGGAUUGCUUGAUUCAGGAGCUUCACGCACCAUUGUAGGAGGGGAUGGGUGGAAAAUUUUAAAAGAGUUAGGACUCAAAUUGGGAAAAAGUAGUGUUGGGUCAGUAUCGUUAACAGAUGGGGCGGGUGUAGGAGUAGCUGGAUCUAUUUCUUUACCUAUUGAGGUUGAAAAUAGAUCACUAUUAAUAGAAUGUCUGGUUAUACCGAAUCUCCCACACCUGUUGAUCUUGGGUGCUGAUUUUUGGGCACUCUCGGGUAUCGUUCCGGAUUUAAGAUCAGGUAUUUGGAGUUUUUCGAGCCAAGAGAUGGUGGCUUCGAUAGCAGACAACAUUGCGAUUAGGGAAAAAUCCGAUUUAAAUGAAACUGAAAGUAGGGAAUUAGAAUUAGUUUUAGAGGAACUUUUUAAAUCAAUGACCGAAGGAUUAGGGUGCACCAAUUUAGUUGAGCACAAAAUUAGAACAUCCGCAGAACCAAUUAAGCAACGUUAUUACCCUGUUUCGCCGGCGAUUCAGAAACAUAUAGAUAAGGAGCUUCAGGAAAUGUUAGAAGCUGGGGUGAUCGAAAAAUCAAAGAGUCCUUGGGCAUCUCCGAUUCUUCUUGUAAAGAAGAAGGAUGGUAGUUUUCGGUUUUGUGUUGACUAUAGGAAAUUAAAUGAAGUUACUGACAGGGAUGCUUAUCCACUCCCCUUUAUCUCAGCGAUUUUGGACAAACUUCGAAACGCGAAGUAUUUGUCUUCAUUAGACAUUAAGUCUGCAUACUGGCAGAUACCUGUAGAAGAAGAGUCGCGGAAAUACACUGCCUUUACUGUACCGGGAAGAGGUCUUUUCCAAUUUCGCAGAAUGCCUUUCGGCCUCCAUAAUUCUCCGGCUACAUGGCAGAGAUUUAUUGAUGAUGUUUUAGGUCCCGAUUUAGAACCCUUCGUUUUCGUUUAUUUAGAUGACAUCAUCAUCGUCACUGAUUCGUUUGAAAAACACAUUGAAAUUCUCAAAGAAGUUUUUAAAAGAUUAGGAGAAGCGGGUUUAAAAGUAGGUAGGGAAAAAUGUAACUUUUGUAGACCGUCUUUAAAAUUUCUUGGUUACGUCGUAGAUAGGAACGGACUUCACGUAGACCCCGAAAAAGUGGAAAGCAUGUUGAGGAUUCCCCCACCCAAAAAUCAGAAGGAAGUUAGAAGUUUUGUAGGGACUAUUUCUUGGUAUCGAAGAUUCGUGCCAAAUUUUGCAAUUUUAGUUAGACCACUUACCGAUCUCUUAAAGAACGGUAAGAAAUUUGAAUGAACCAACGAAUGUGAGGAAAGUUUUAGGAAAGCCAAAGAGUGUUUGGUUACGGCACCGAUCCUAACAUGUCCGGAUUUUUCUCUGCCGUUUGUUGUUCAAACAGACGCGUCAGAUUUUGGUAUCGGGGCCGUACUUAGUCAGCAAUUUAAGGAUGGCGAAAAAGCCAUCUGUUAUUUAAGUCGGUCAUUGAAUAGGAAUGAGAGGAACUACUCUACAACUGAAAAAGAGUGUUUGGCAGUUCUUUGGGCGAUUGAAAAGUUGCGGCCGUAUCUCGAAGGUGUUCGAUUUACAGUAGUAACUGAUCAUCACUCAUUGGUCUGGUUAAGCAAUCUCAAGGAUCCACAAGGUAGAUUAGCACGUUGGGCCAUUCGGCUCCAACAAUUUGAUUUCAAGAUUAUCCAUAGGAAGGGAAAAGAACAUGUCGUUCCGGAUAAGUUAUCGCGAGGUGUCCCAGAAUUAGCGGAGACCACAGGUGCGGAUUUAGACCCUUGGGUAGUCAAAAUGAAAUCACUAGUAGAAAAGAGUCCAUUAGCCUACCCAUCUUGGAGAGUGGAAGAUGGUCGGCUCUAUAAACAUGUUAGGGUUAAUCAUAUUGUAGUUCACGAAGAAAGUGAGGGGUGGAAAUUGGUGAUAGGUAAACAAGAUAGAGCAAAAAUUCUUAACGAGUGUCAUGAUGCUCCGCUUUCAGGACACAUGGGCGUUAAGAAAACUUUUGCUAGAGCAGCGGAAAAAUAUUACUGGCCCAAAAUGGGGGGGGAUAUAACAAAAUAUGUUAGGAAUUGUAAAAUUUGCCAAAAAGUGAAACCGGUGAACGAGAAACCAGCUGGUCUUAUGACGGAGAGGGUAGGGAAUUCUAAACCAUGGGAAAUGAUAUGUGUGGACUUGGUGGGUCCAUUGCCAAAGUCGUCGAAGGGUUUUAUGUACAUUUUAACAGUGGUAGAUUACUUUACCAAGUUUCCACUUUUGUUUGCGUUGCGGACGGCAACGGCAAAAGCAGUGUGUAGGGAAUUGGAAGAAAACGUUUUUCUUCUCUUCGGGGUUCCAAAGUGGAUCGUCUGUGACAACGGUCCCCAGUUUCGUAGCAAGGAACUGAAAGCGCUGAGUGAAGCGUACGGGUCACAACUUCGUUAUACAGCGCACUAUCAUCCCCAAGCUAAUCCUGCGGAGCGCAUCAACCAAAUCAUCAAGACAACUCUACGAGCUUAUGUGUCAGAGAACCAUCGGAGUUGGGAUUCGCAACUGGCAAAAGUGGCCUGUGCAAUUCGAACUUCGCAUCAUGAGGUUUUGGGAGUUUCGCCAUACUUUGCGAAUUUUGGUAGGAACAUGGCAACUAGUGGCCAUGACGUAGGGCUUAGAGUUGGUGAUAGGGACCAAAGUGGGGAAGAAAUUGAUAGGCAGUUUAGAAAGUUGAGAGAAGAUAUAGCUAAGAAAUUGGAAGCGGCGGGCAAGAAGGCCGCAAAAACCUACAACCUUCGAAGAAGAGACACGCAGUAUCAACCUGGCGAUCUCGUGUGGAGAAGAAAUUUUACGCUGUCUGAUGCAGCAAAUUAUUAUGCGGCGAAAUUGGCUACCAAAUUUGUUGGUCCAUUUUGCAUAAGUAAGCGAGUGUCACCUUGGACAUAUUUGCUUGUGGAUGAAAGGGGUAAAGAUCGGGGGACAUGGCACGUAAAGGAUUUAAAGCCUUACAUUGACGGCUGAGCCAAAAAGUCCCUUAAUCUUUUUACUAAUUUUGCUUUUAAAUAUUUUUUUAUAAUUUAUAUUGGAUUUUCAAUUUUAGUUUUCAUAAUUCGUGCCAUUCUAAUAAUCUUGUUUAUUUUCUUUUUUUAUUAAAUGUUUUAAUGAUGGAUACCCAAUGUUGUGUUGUUCACCUUAAUCCAAGUCUCUCUUUAAGAAAUGGUUUACUUUUCUUGAAAAGUAAGCACAUUUCUUGGGAGGUAAGGGUGGAGUUUGUUACGGUAAAAUUUACCGCAACAAAAACGUUCUCUUUUCGUUGCGGCUGCAAAAUACUGGCGAAGUUGAGGGCAACCUUGGUUCCAUCAGCCAUUGGUGUACCUAGCCAGCGUUUUGCAAAAGCGACAAAAACAGGUGUUCGUGUUUAAAGUUCGAGUUGGACAGAUGGUCCUAUAAAUGUCUCUUUGAAAAUGCCAGCGGAUGAGCUGAAGAAGUAAGGAGUCAAGAGGACUCUUACUUACAACACAACAUAAACAUUAACAUCAAUGUGAACAUCAACAUAAACAUUAACAUCAAAUAGUAAUUUAAUCUUAACGUAAAUUCUUUUAACGUAAAGUAACAUAAUUGAAAAUCUUGUAUAUGUAUGUAAGCAAAAUGGGUCUUUAACGCGCUUAAAUUUUUAGUUUAGUUCAAAGAAAAGACUUAUCGGAAUAAUGGGUUUGAGUUUGGGAAAUGCCUUCCUCCUUUCUUCUCGAAAAGUUUGAUUUUAGAUUUUUGUUCGCUCUUCGAAUCACACGCGAAUGUUUUAUGGUUAACUGGGAGAAUGCUCAGCGAAAGCUUUUUCUCGGUUUUAAUUCUUUUUAUUUUCCUCGUAGAAAGUAGUUGGGUUUGGGUCUGAACUCGGCCAUUUAGUUUCGGCAAGUUUUGGAAGACCUCCAACAACUUGCUGAAUCCGUGUUUGUGUGUGUGAGAGUAAAGUUUCGUUGAGACUCAACAACGGUGGCUUUCCUUAAGAGAAGCAGAGAAGCUUCCAGGAAGCCGGGAAUCCGUGACCGACGAUCACGAAAAUGAUUGACUGGAUGUAUGUAUGUGUGAGAGAAUGGAAUGGUCGAGGGAGGAAUGUAAUGAUGGGGAUUUAGCUUGGAAGUUUACUUUUUGGUGAGCUUACCAAGCGACAAGUUGAGAAAUUUUUCGAGGAAAAGAAAAAGAGGAAGAAAAAUUGAGGGAAAGUCUUGCGAUAAGAAUUGUAAUCGAGGAAACAAUUUUUGGAGAAAAUUUUAAGGUGUUUCGAGGAGCGAAGGAAAUUGGGAAAAUUUUCGAGGAAGUUUAGGAGGCGAGAGGAACAGGCAUAAAGAUAAGUAGACAGGGUUCGGACUUCAGUUUCAAAAUUUCGAAGCAAAUUUGAAAAAAAAGUGAAGUAGAUCCAAAAUUUCGGAAGUAGAUUUCAACAUUAAACUUUCAGAACAUUUAUUUCCAAAAAUUUAUUCAAAAAAAAUUAUUUUUCAACAAAAUUAUUUUUCUUUACUUUUUUAUUAUGAUCUUUUCCAAAAGAUGUAACGGUGCUUUAGGGUAAAACGGUUAAUUCAGAAUAAUCUAACAAAUUUUUGAUCCGGAAUUCUUCAAAAUCAGUUAAAAUUACUUUGACAAACUUUAUUUCUAUCUUGAAUUCGAAGAAUAAUUGGCCUCCAUUCAUCUUUUGAGAUAUCAGUUGAGCUUUAUUUCUCAAUGCCUCGACCAGAUUUAAAAUUGAAGUUAAAUCCCUUUCUCUAAAAAUUUAUUACUUGAAAAAUAUUUUUCAAUUAAGAAAUAGAAGUAGAUCCUGAAAAAGAGAAGUAGGGAAGUAGAUUUUAUUUUUUGCCCAAAAUCGAAGUAAAUCUACUUCGAUCGAAGUAAAGUCCGAACCCUGUAAGCAGAGUAAAAAAAAAAAAAUAAAAAAAAUUAAAUUGCGAAAAAGCAAUUUGAUUUUUUUUAAUUUAUACAUAUAUAAAGUGGUUUAAAUUCCGAUAGUUUUUUUUUAUUCGUGCUAUAAUUUCGAGAUCUAUCCCAAUAAUUUGUGGGACGCGGUAUUUUUCUUAAAACGUUUGUUAACGGCCCAUUUGCGGUUUUAAUUUUAACUUUUCAUUUUAUUUUAACAUUAUUUUUUUGGCUAGCGGUUUACCGCAAGCCUCUUUAAACUGUUGUAAUCUUUACUUAUAUAUAUUUUAAAAAAUUUGGUUUUUAAUCCAGGGGUUUUUAAUCCCACGGUUUUUAUCCAAUUAAAAAUAAUUUAAAUUUAAACAAAUCUUGGUUCUUUUCAUUUUUCUUAUUGGUUCUCUUGAUUAAUUAGUUUUGGAAUUUUUGCUAAUUUUAUUGGUCAUAAAAAAAAUUCCUGGCGCCCAUUUUUUAUUACAAGUACCCCACUGUGCUUGUAAUAAAAUCUUUUUUUACUUAAUAAAUUGAUUGAAUCUACAAUCAAUCAAAUUUAUCAAAUCAUUAAAAUUCUUCUAUCACUGAACCCAGCCCAGCUGAGCAGUCGUGGUGGUAGCUUUUAUUAACGAGCUACUUGUUGCACUUUUUUUAUAUUCUCUUUUGUUCUCGCGUUCGUGUUAAAUUCAGCUGUCAAACAUAAGUCAUUCGCGUUUUAAACUUUCGUCGCAUCGGUGCGUAAAUAAUUGCAAUUUUAUUUAUUUGGAUUUUCGAAAAAUCCUCGCGGUUUUUAAGUUCGUUAUAAAUUAUAAAAUUAGUAAAUAAAACAUAAAAUUUGAAAUAAAAAAAAAGUUCAUAAAUAACCCCCAGAAAAAGUGCAACAAAGUGUAUGUUAAUGUUCGAUUGAGAAAAAAAAAACACGCGAAAAAGUGGUUUUUAGUGUUCGAUAAAAACAAACUCUAUCAAAAUUAAUAACAAUAGAAAUAGAAUCUUUGAUAACAUAAGAGCUAACAGGAUGGCCCAGCUCAAUGUUGAACAGUGCCUAGCCGCACUCACAGAAAUCAUACAACAAAACAACAGACCAUCCAGCACAAGAGCGCGUAUAGAGAAAGACAUUAGAUUUCUAGAAACAUUCAAAGGCGAUAAAGGAACUUUGCCUUCAUUCGUAAGUUCUGUCAACAAAAUCCUCAGUGACUAUCAGGAGGAAGAAAGAUAAACAGUAUACGAAAUAAUAUACGAUACCAAAAUUCAAGGAGCAGCAAAGAAUUUGAUGUACUACAACCCACCAACAACAUGGAUCCAAUGCCUGGAAAAGCUGCGAAAACAUUUCCGACCAACAAGGGAUGAGAUGAGUAAAACAAAAGACAUUGGAUUACUCAAUGUAAGUUCAAUUUAUGAUUUAGACAAAAAAUUAAAAAAGCUUAUAGAAAAUAUCUCAGAAUUUUCCACAUUUUCCGAAAACGGUCUUCAAAUGACCAUGAUUUUUAAUAAUAUGUUGAUUCAGAAAGUCAAAGAAUUAGUAGCUGGCUCACUAGCAUUUGCAAUAAUUAACGUAUACGACAUUUCUGAUAUUAGAGACAUUAUAAGUAAAUUUGUAGGACACGAUCAGGGAAAUUUAAAAAUAUCUGAACCUUACCACCAAAACAAUUCAGGUUAUCCUAGACAAAAUUAUAGACCCAAUAAUUUUAGUUAUCAGAAUAAUAACUUCCAUAACAAUCCCAACAUAUCUGGUCAACGCAAUUCAAACCCUUCAAGUACAUUUAAUAAUAACAAUCCCAACAGAUUUGGUCAACGCAUUUCAAAUUCAAAUUCUUCAGGUACAUUUAAUCAUAACAAUUCUAACAGAUCUGGUCAGCACAAUUUUAACAAUAGGUAUAAUCAAAACAAUGCAGGUAACAACUCUUAUAAUUACCCCACUAAUUCCAAUCGAUCCGGGCAGAAUAGAAAUAAUUACUCAAACAAUUAUAGAAAUCCAGAACCAAUGGACACCCUUUCUGCCUCGUUCCAAAGGCAAAUCAACUUACAAGACUCGGAUUUUCGCGAAACCAGCCCUCCGGUAGAUUACCCUAUAUAGUCGUAGAGACUAAUAUCA
Messenger RNA from Episyrphus balteatus (marmalade hoverfly), 11779 nucleotides. RefSeq lists its product as uncharacterized. The transcript is spliced from 2 exons. The record is from RefSeq and is a predicted model, not a curated record. NCBI's taxonomy places the organism in Eukaryota, Metazoa, Arthropoda, Insecta, Diptera, Syrphidae. Gene Ontology annotation, biological process: proteolysis. The coding region runs from base 3226 to 6111 and encodes 961 amino acids. Gene Ontology annotation, molecular function: aspartic-type endopeptidase activity; zinc ion binding; nucleic acid binding.